AAUAUAUCCGUAGAGCAUCGCGCGAAGUUAACCUCUAGCAGACAGCAUGUAUCGAUACAAUAGGGAGAAGGUGGAAGUCAUUAACACGUAUAUGAUUGUCUUUCUUUAAACAGUUAUACAUUUUAGUUUUCAAAACGGUUUCAUGUGUAUAUUUCUCUCGUGUAUCGUACAGAGAAAGUGCCUCGCACUUCAAGAGAACGUCGCGUAAUACAGCGCGCACCUGCCAACUUCCAUGAGAAUGUUGUGUAACUUUUAGACUGGUCAGAAUUGUUCUUAUUUUGGAUGGUGGAAGUGUUAACGAAAAUGGCGACUAACAUCAGUAAUUUAUCUAGGGUACGUGCUUUGUAUAAAGGCAUCUUAAAGCUUCACAGAGGUCUUCCUUUAGAAAUGAAAGCGAUUGGGGACCAGUAUGUGAAAUCUGAAUUCAGACUACACAAGAAUAGCCUGGAUCAAGAGGCAAAGGUCUUCAUGUCAGAGUGGACAAAAUACUACAUGUCAUUGGCAAAGCAGCUUGGUCAACGGAAACAGAAACAGAUGAUUGGUUUUGAACUAUCCCCGGAAUUGCUAGAAAAUUUUCGAGAGGAACAAGUUGGACAGUUGGUGGAAUUACUGAAAGAAUCUUGUAAACCAAAGGAAGAAGAAAGCUAGCAGUGACCUGAAAUUGUGUGUGCCUGUAAAUGGUUGAAUAAUAGUGUGGAUAUGAAAACUCAACUGAACUGUAAUAAAUUUGUAUAACACCUUU
Messenger RNA from Haliotis rufescens (red abalone), 742 nucleotides. RefSeq names its product succinate dehydrogenase assembly factor 3, mitochondrial-like. The record is from RefSeq and is a predicted model, not a curated record. The transcript has 2 exons. Gene Ontology annotation, biological process: mitochondrial respiratory chain complex II assembly; succinate metabolic process. Lineage: Eukaryota; Metazoa; Mollusca; Gastropoda; Lepetellida; Haliotidae. Bases 283 to 648 code for a protein of 121 amino acids. Gene Ontology annotation, cellular component: mitochondrial intermembrane space; mitochondrion.